GAGCUCUUUGGCGCCCCCAGCGCCGAGGACCUCCAGCGCGCCGCCGGCCCCAUCACCCUCCCUCCCGCGCGCGACGCGCCGGCUGCGCGCCUGCUGUCCGACCUGCUGACCCGCCUGCGCCUCGAGCGCUGCGCGUACAUGCGGCUGCGGGUGGUGCGCAAGGGGGAUCCCUUGGAGGCCGCCUUCAUCAACUCUCUGCUUGAGGACAGGAGCCCCAGCGGGAUGAGCUAUGUGGAGUUCCUGUGCCACAUCCACCGGCAGAUACAGAACAAGAUGGGUUGA
This is a messenger RNA of Monoraphidium neglectum, 282 nucleotides long. RefSeq lists its product as hypothetical. The transcript has a single exon. Gene Ontology annotation, cellular component: endoplasmic reticulum exit site; COPII vesicle coat. The annotation marks the transcript as partial. Lineage: Eukaryota; Viridiplantae; Chlorophyta; Chlorophyceae; Sphaeropleales; Selenastraceae. Gene Ontology annotation, molecular function: zinc ion binding; SNARE binding. Gene Ontology annotation, biological process: COPII-coated vesicle cargo loading. The record is from RefSeq and is a predicted model, not a curated record.